GGUUGAGGGGGAUUGGGGGAAAAAUCACGAGAGGAAGAAAAUCUACUCCGUUGCAGCGUGCAAAGAAAAAUGGAUACGUACUUGACUCAGGGGAGAAGAACCCAGAUAUAUUCUUACAUUGUACUGGCACUGACUCGAAGGACGGAGUGGUCCGUGUUCACAGGAAAAGUCUAAUUUUAUUUUGACAAUCAUCGGAAAAUCCCGUUAGGAAUGCACACUUCACUGCGAAGGGAAAUUCCCUGUUCUUCCAUGCUUUAUAAAACCGACCAGCGGAGCCCUGCCUCACAGCUUCAAAUUUGGCAUCCUUUGCAGCACAGAAUUAAAUCUCCUGUGACAUAAACGCUGAACCAUGGCCAGUUGGAGACUGCCUCUGACGGCGGCACUCGCUCUGAUGUUCCUGCUAACAGGAUAUGCCUUGGAUUUGGAGCUAACCCCACAAAGUGUGUGGUCCCGGAUUGGGGAGAAGGCAGUACUGAGCUGCCGCGCUAAGGACUGUCCGUCCCCUACAAUCAAAUGGACUGUCGGAUUCGAUCGUCCCAUAGGAGAAGUCAGCAAUCAAGGCUCGGUGUCCACUCUCACCAUCGACCCGGUCACCGUGCAGAACGAACAGCUGUACAGAUGUACCGCAAAAUGCGAGGGAAAAACAAAGUGGAAGGAUGUCACUCUGAAUGUUUAUUCUCUGCCGGAGGCGGUCACCCUGGAGACGGUAGGGAGUUUGCAAGUCGGCAGGAAAGGCGCCGUGAAAUGUGUCGUCCCCGAUGUCUACCCCGUUGAUUUGACAGUAGAGUGGGUGAAUGAAACGGGAGUAAUGAAUACUCAAAGAGUCAACGAAUACACCAGGGAAAAAAAGAAGGUGACCGUCACCUAUGAAUUGACCCCAGAAUUGCGGCAUUCCGGACAAAAUCUUGUAUGCCGAAUCCGUUUGCGAAAUGAGAAGCUUCAGGUCGAGGGAACGCUCACUCUGGAUAUUCAUUAUCCUCCCAGAAAGAUAAACAUUUCCGCAGAGCCCUCUCUCACCGUGAGGAGAGGUCAGAAUGCCUCGCUAACCUGUACCGCCGACGGCAAUCCUCCUGUCCGCAUCGUGUGGAGCAGGUCAUCAGCUGACGGCUGGUCAGUGAUAGCCGAGAAUCAAACUGCAUACCAGUUUUUACCGACCCGCAUCGAGAAUUCAGGAACUUACCGCUGUGAAGCCAAAAAUGAGCUGGGGAAAAUAGCUACGGAGGUGGAAUUUUGCGUUCAGGGCCGCCCCAGCGACACCAGACUCUCUGUCACACCUUCUGCGGUGAGGGAGGGAGACAAUGUCACAAUCAGCUGCACAACCCACUCAAACCCACCUGCCCAUCUUGUGCUGACGAGAAAUUCGACAAGUGGAUGGAUGGAGCUGAAGUCGGAGAAUGGAAUAUUCUCUAUUAGUGCUGUUCAGCCGGAUGAUGGAGGAUGGUAUCAAUGUGAGGCCAGCAAUGAUCUGGGAAGGCAGAUUAUUCACACAGAACUCAAUGUGCAAUAUCUUCGUAAAACACUAAGCAUUUCCGCAAAACCCUCACUCACUGUGAGGGAAGGUCAGAAUGCCUCGCUAACCUGUAGUGCCAACAGCAGUUCUCCUGUCACCAUCGUGUGGAGCAAGUUAUCAGCCGAGGGCUGGUCAGUGAUAGCCGAGGAUCAAGCUGCCCUUCAGCUUUCACAGGCCCGGAUCGAAAAUUCAGGAAUCUACCGCUGUGAAGCCAAAAAUGAGCUGGGGAAAAUAGCUACGGAGGAGGAAUUUCACGUUGAGGGCUGCCCCAGCGACACCAGACUCUCUGUCACACCUUCUGCGGUGAGGGAGGGAGACAAUGUCACAAUCAGCUGCACAACCCACUCAAACCCACCUGCCCAUCUUGUGCUGAGGAGAAAUUCAACAAGUGGAUGGAUGGAGCUGAAGUCGGAGAAUGGAAUAUUCUCUAUUAGUGCUGUUCAGCUGGAUGAUGGAGGAUGGUAUCAAUGUGAGGCCAGCAAUGAUCUGGGAAGGCAGAUUAUUCACACAGAACUCAAUAUCCAAGAACGAGAUGUGGUAGUCGAAGCUAAGAGUCCCGUAGGAGUCAUAGCACCAGCUUUCAUAGGGGCAGCAGUGGGAUCAGUUGGACUGGUGUUCUCUGGUCUAUAUUACGUCUAUCGCAGAAUCAAUUUAAAGAAUUCAUAUCAAAUGUCAAAUGACAUAUUGUGACAUUAAAAUAAAAGACUGAAAGAAGAGAACUUCCACUUCUAGCACAAUCUAAUCUCUGUUGCUGUGCUGUCAGGGCCAGUAUGUUUGGACACCAGAAGGUGAUAUUUGUGGCAUCAUAAACAUUUCUUAAAGGCAUCACCAACAGCUGGUAUCCAAGGAAGAGAAAGAAGAGCAUAUUUGAACUUUAGGCACUUUAUUGUAAAUAAUCCUCAGAAUUUACUGACUGUCUUGAAGGGAGUAUUAGCUGGGGUAUUCAUGUUGGAGGAAACGUAGCAGAAACAUCUGCUCUAAUGAAAUUGUCUUUGGUAUUGCUCACCCAUGGCUCCCAGGCAUAUUUCAAACUGUUACCACUCACCUGUGAAACAAGCCUAGUUUUCAGAUGCAACACACAAAAUGUUGGAGGCACUCAGCCAGCCAAACAUCAUCUAUGGAGGGAAAUGAAGAGUCGCUGUUUCGGGCUGAGAUCCUUCACUGGGACUUUUUUUUUCCUUCCAUGGAUGCUAGCUCACCAGCUGAGUUCCUCCAGCAUUUUGUGUGUUGCAUAAGAUUUCCACCUUCUGCCUUGGGUGACUUGGGAGCAAAACACUUUACACUGACUAUUCUACAGUUUAAGUUAUUUGAACUCAUGAAGAGUUUGUGAUUAUCUGUAUUUUUUUAAAACUGCUACUGCUUCCCCUCAAUACCUGUGAACUUCUGCUAUUAUUCCUAACACAUUGAACCAGGGACACUGUCUGUUAUGGACGAGAUCUGGGAACUGUGUACUGGGUUAGGUACAGGGUGCGAGGCACCAUUGGCUGCUUGCCAGAGUUUUCUGAAGCCGGAACUGGAGGUGUUAACUCCAGUUGGCUUAGUUUAAAAUGUACUUUUAAACUAAGCCAACAAGUGAGAUGCAGACCGAGUCCUGAUGCAGGAUUUUGACCAGAAAUGUUGACAAUUCCGUUCCCCCCACCACAUAGAUGCUGCUUGGCUCAUUGAGUUCGUCCAGCAGUCUUGUGUCUCCAAAUCAAACUCAAUUUACGUUGCACUCAACACAGGUUGAUUCGAUCAUUUUUUCGCAAGAUGUUAAAGCAGGCAAUAAUGUAAACUAAGCAACCUAAUAAAAAUAAAAUCCAAACUGUUUUGAAUUAAUACAUAAUUCAAAUUAAGUAACUUUUUUCCACAAUUAGAAUGCGUUAUGUUCACCUUCAUUGCUGUCAAAAUUUGAAAAUGUUUCAAGGAGGAAGCCAGGGUUUUCAUUGAUGGUUCCAAUGAGUUGAAACAAAAUGUCCGUGUUAAGUCUUCCCUGAUGUGGUUUGUUUAUCUCCAGUUACUAGAUCUCACUAUGUGUAAGUUCUCCACUGUUGUUGAAGCAAUUAUGUUGCAAGUUGAGGGAGUUUGUACUGUAAUGCAUUGGUGAAUAAUAAAACCG
Messenger RNA from Mobula hypostoma (lesser devil ray), 3608 nucleotides. Its product is annotated as vascular cell adhesion protein 1-like. Gene Ontology annotation, biological process: cell-cell adhesion. The transcript is spliced from 9 exons. Gene Ontology annotation, cellular component: membrane. The record is from RefSeq and is a predicted model, not a curated record. Bases 350 to 2200 code for a protein of 616 amino acids. NCBI's taxonomy places the organism in Eukaryota, Metazoa, Chordata, Chondrichthyes, Myliobatiformes, Myliobatidae.